Molecule: messenger RNA, 2685 nt
Organism: Pseudozyma flocculosa PF-1
Lineage: Eukaryota; Fungi; Basidiomycota; Ustilaginomycetes; Ustilaginales; Ustilaginaceae
Exons: 3
Coding region: 1-2685 (894 amino acids)
Biological process (GO): protein phosphorylation; intracellular signal transduction
Cellular component (GO): cytoplasm
Molecular function (GO): protein serine/threonine kinase activity; ATP binding
Source: RefSeq, a predicted model, not a curated record
AUGGCACCCAUGGUGGAUUUCGGCAUCCCCGCAUCGCGCAGCUCGCCAGGCGCCUUCGGCGGCGGCGGCGGCGCCGGUCCGGUCUCAUCGUCAUCGUCCGGGCACGCAUCAUCGGCUGCGGCCGCUGCUGCCGGAAUCGCCGCACCCGGCUCGCCCUCGGCAGCGCUGCCGCCAUCGUCGGCGGCUUUCUCGUCGCAGCAUGGGCUGGGCGCCGGGCCCAGCACCACGCGGCCUCUCUCCGACCAGAUCGCUUCAAACUUCCCGCCCAGAUCCACGCCGAGCAUGGUAGUAGUGGCACCCAACGGACAUGCUCCAGCUGGCAUGCCAGAUCUUCACACGACCGCGGCGAGCCUCGGCGGCGGUGGCGAUAGCGGCAGCCCGGGUCGUUUGCUAGACCGGAGACCCAGCGUUCCGAGGAUCAACACCGUCCGCCCGCCGCCACCAGUCGAGGCGGCUUCGCGCAACGCCCUCUUCUUCUCGCCCACCAGCGCUCGGCCUCCAGGGUCGCGUCAUGCUCGCCACAGCUCUGGUUCGUCCCAGACCUUUGCCGCCUCUUCGUCCAUCUCUGGCAGCAUCGGCGGUGGAGGGGAAGGCGAGGCAGGUCCAGGCAGCAGCUUCUCUAUGGCAUCGCUUGACGAUGCCGCCAAUGCCUCGACGGCCACCGAUGACGCUGCAUUCAUUGACGGCGGCGGCGGCAUCGGGCAGGGGAGCAGCCGCUCGACGUAUCCGGCCGACCAGAGCCUCGCCACGCCCGCAUGCCAGCUGAGUUCGACUAGCUCGAUCCGUAGCCGGCGCAACUGGGACGAGUUUGAGGGCAAGCCCGUCUCGCCACUGCCUAGCCCCGCAGUCAUCGCCGACGACGAUGCUGAUCCCGAGGCUGGCAAGACGUCGAUGUUCGACCGACUUCUCUCGGCGGGAGCCGGCGGCCAGAGCCAGUUCGACAGCGCCACCAACGCCGCCUCGCCGUCGUCGUCCAUCGUUGGCUCCACCAGCGCUACAAGCACCGUCGAUCCUGACACGCCUAGCAAGACGUCGGCCUUCUUUGGCGCCUCGUGGUCCACGUACCCGCGCGCACCCACCACCCUGCCUCCGCCUCCUUCACGGCGCGACCGGGUUGUCAGCUCAUCCGACGCUGCAGAUACCGGCAGUGACAGCAACGGCGCCACCGCCGCCAGCGGCAGCGGCGGAUGGUCCAACCUUGCGCCAUCUUUGCGAGCCAUCUCGGCAGAUCAGACCGCUCGAGGAGCAGCGGCGGCAGCGGUCAGACGCACAGGCCACGGGCCCAGCGGGCGGGAUGGCCUCGAUAUCGAGCCUGGGACCAGCCGGGCAGCCGCUGCCGUGCCCGCUGCGAACGCACCUCGCACCAGCAACAGCGGUCCAAGCGACGAGCUUUCGCCACUCGCAGCUGCAGACGAACCACGUCGGCGGGGCGGGCGCUUCUCGCGGCAUACCCACGGCCCCUCGGAGAAUGCAUCCGACGGCAGCCUGGCGCCCAUCAUCGGCACGACAGGCGCGCUGGCCCCGGACCCGUCGCGAACAAAGGAUCCGUCGCCGAGCACGCCACGGCCAAAGUCGGCUUCGAGCAGCAGUGCCACUACCCUCACCGGCGCCACCGGCGCCACCGCUGCCAAGGAGCGGCGGAAUGCCGAGGAAGUGGCUGAGGAAGACGAAGAGGGCGACAUCGUCGGGCCGUACCGCAGUGAAAAGGUGCUCGGUGUGGGGGCGUUUAGCAAGGUCGUUCUCGGGCGCGCAGUCCGACCACGGCGAGGAGGAAGCGGCGGCAGGAGCACAACUGGCGCAGUGGUCCGCAACGGGACGCCGCCCGUCGACGAGCGGGUGGCGCUCAAGAUGCUGGACCGCGAGCCGUGCAGCCAGAACGAGCGGCUCAAGGUGAGCUGGGUGCGCGAGGUUGAAGUGCUCAAGCACAUCUCCCACCCCAACCUGGUCCGCUUCGUCGAGGCGUUCAGCACGCCGCUCCACCACACGCUGGUGCUCGAGCACGUGUCGGGCGGCGAGCUGUUUGAGCUGCUCGCGCAGCAUCACGAGCGCAUGGCGCAGCGCGAGUGGCUCGUCCGCCGGAUCUUCUGCGAGCUGGCCAACGCCGUCGGCUGGAUGCACAACGUCAAUCUCGUUCACCGCGACAUCAAGCUCGAGAAUAUCUUGCUGACGACGUCGCUGUUUCAGGCGACGGACCACGCGAGACCCGGCCUGCUGAAGCCGUCGCAGCUGCCGCAAGGCCCGCUGGUCAAGCUGACCGAUUUUGGCCUGUCGCGCUUCAUCGAUCCGCAACAGCCGUCGCUCGAGACGCGAUGCGGCUCGGAAGAGUAUGCCGCGCCCGAGCUCAUCAUCGGCAAGCGAUACGACGGGCGCAAGACGGAUGCCUGGGCGCUCGGCGUGGUCCUCUACGCCAUGCUGACGGGCAGCUUGCCCUUCCUCGAUGACCUCGCCAUGACGGCGAGGCUGCUGCGCCGCGACGCCACCAAGCGCUCCAGCGUGUGGGAGACAUGGGACGCCGAGUGGCUCCUGCGCGGCAGCUUCGCCACCGGUCUCGGCGGCGAGUCGAGCGCAGCGGGCGAGCAGGUCGAACUGCUCCCGGAUCCGCGCAGCCCACCGGGUCGAGCGUGGCUGGCCGAGCGCGCCCACAUUCGCGGCGGGCAGGUGAGCCAGGUGGCCUGCGACGACUGA